Molecule: messenger RNA, 600 nt
Organism: Sphenostylis stenocarpa
Lineage: Eukaryota; Viridiplantae; Streptophyta; Magnoliopsida; Fabales; Fabaceae
Source: the annotation of a GenBank genome assembly
AUGUUAACAGAGAGUGAAAACAAUUUCACUCUGACGGGCACGGCACCAAGUAAAGGCCACCCCCUCACCACUCACCGUUUGCCCUUCUUACUCACAUCCUCCACCUCCCGCACCUGUUCCUCACCUUCACUUCCCAUUUCCAGCCACUCACCACAAAUCAAUAUCUCCCAAAUCACCACACCAUUGCAUCACGGCAGCCUCCACCGCCCCCAAUCACCCAACCUUCACUCACCUUUCAUCCCAUUCUCUUCCCCUUCCCUUAUCUUCUCCCAGCAACACCCUCUUCACCUUCUAAAUCACCUUCGCCAAUCUCCACCGCGGGCCGCCCUCACCGGAGCUGCGAACCCAGCUCAAGCCGCCGCGUACCGGCUACUCACCUGCACCAACCCUUCUAUCUGGUUCCCAAUCUCCGUCGUGCCUCCUCUCUGUAGCCACCUCCUCUCCUCUCGGCCCAACCAUCGCGCCACUCGAGGGCCACCUUCGCCAGUGUCGCGCCGCCACUGUGAUUCGCAGCACCACCAAUCGCGGCCCACCUUCACCAGAACCCUAGCCGCUUAUUUCCGCCCAUCACGCCGAAAUCAGGAGCCACCAGUAGCCUAG